Molecule: messenger RNA, 1563 nt
Organism: Colletotrichum truncatum
Lineage: Eukaryota; Fungi; Ascomycota; Sordariomycetes; Glomerellales; Glomerellaceae
Product: cystathionine beta-synthase
Cellular component (GO): cytoplasm
Molecular function (GO): cystathionine beta-synthase activity
Source: RefSeq, a predicted model, not a curated record
AUGGGCGACGUCAAGUCCAUCAACGCCACCAGGGUGGCUGUCACCGCCCAGUCGGCCACCGAGCUGAUUGGCAACACGCCCCUCGUUCGUCUGAACAAAAUCCCCCAGAGCUUGGGUAUCGAGGCCGAGGUCUACGCCAAGGUUGAGCUCUUCAACGCUGGCGGCAGUGUCAAGGACAGAAUCGCCCUCCGCAUGAUUGAGGAGGCCGAGAGGAGCGGUCGCAUCAAGCCUGGCGACACCCUCAUCGAGCCCACCAGUGGAAACACUGGUAUCGGCCUGGCCCUUGUCGGCGCCAUCAAGGGCUACAAGACCAUCAUCACCCUCCCCGAGAAGAUGUCCGCCGAGAAGGUCUCCGUUCUCAAGGCCCUCGGAGCCACCAUCAUCCGUACCCCUACCCAGGCCGCUUGGGACAGCCCCGAGUCGCACAUUGGUGUCGCCCGCCGCCUCGAGAAGGAGAUCCCCAACGCCCACAUCCUCGACCAGUACGGCAACGUCGACAACCCGCUCGCCCACGAGCUCGGCACCGCCGAGGAGAUCUGGACCCAGACCAACGGCAAGAUCACCGCCGUCGUCGCCGGCGCCGGCACUGGAGGUACCAUCACCGGUAUCGCCCGCGGCCUGAGGAAGCACAACAAGGACAUCAAGGUCAUCGCCGCCGACCCCCACGGCAGCAUCCUCGCUCUCCCCGAGGCUCUGAACAAGGAGCACGAGAACGAGUCUUACAAGGUCGAGGGUAUCGGCUAUGACUUCAUCCCCGACGUGUUGGACCGCCAGAUCGUCGACAAGUGGUACAAGACCGAGGACCGCGAGUCCUUCCAGCUCGCGAGGAGGCUGAUUGCCGAGGAGGGCCUGUUGGUCGGAGGUAGCUCCGGUUCCGCCAUGGCCGCCAUGGUUCGCGCCGUCAAGGACCUCAACCUCGGCAAGGGCGACACCGUUGUCGUCGUCCUUCCCGACAGCAUCCGCAGCUACCUCUCCAAGUUUGCCGACGACGACUGGCUGGCUGCCAACGACCUCCUCCCCGAGGUCAACGGGAUCGACACCCGCACCGCCGAGGACAAGCCCCAGACCAGCGACCCGUACGAGGGCUCCACCAUCCGCGCUCUGCGCCUCAAGCCCGUCAUGUCCGUCUCCGCCUCGAGCCCCUGCUCCGAGGCCUCCGAGAUCAUGCGCGACAAGGGCUUCGACCAGCUCCCCGUCCUCUCCUCCAGCGGCAACAAGCUCGUCGGCCUGGUCACCCUCGGUAACCUGCUCAGCUACAUCUCUUCCGGCCGCGCCACCGCCAGCUGCCCCGUCAGCGACGUCAUGUUCGACUUUGGCCGCCUGGACGAGGUCGUCACGGACCCCAGACAGAUCGCCAACGGCGAGUCCCAGGAGAAGGGCAAGAAGAGGAAGUUUGUCGAGAUCACCCUCGACACGCCCCUGUCCACGCUCAGCAAGUUCCUCGAGUGGAACAGCGCUGCCGUCGUCACGGAGAAGACCGAGGGCGGCAAGGGUCUUUCCAAGCCCGUUGCCGUCGUGACCAAGGUCGACCUGCUCACCUGGGUUGUGAACAAGAAGGCGUAA